Messenger RNA from Falco peregrinus (peregrine falcon), 2673 nucleotides. RefSeq names its product ERI1 exoribonuclease family member 2 (gene ERI2). NCBI's taxonomy places the organism in Eukaryota, Metazoa, Chordata, Aves, Falconiformes, Falconidae. The coding region runs from base 110 to 2176 and encodes 688 amino acids. The transcript has 8 exons. Gene Ontology annotation, molecular function: 3'-5'-RNA exonuclease activity; zinc ion binding; nucleic acid binding. Gene Ontology annotation, biological process: exonucleolytic trimming to generate mature 3'-end of 5.8S rRNA from tricistronic rRNA transcript (SSU-rRNA, 5.8S rRNA, LSU-rRNA). The record is from RefSeq and is a predicted model, not a curated record.
GCCGACUGCGCGGGCGGGGCGGGGCCGCUGCCGCCGGCGGGAGGUUUGACCUGGCCGCGGCGCCGCUCGGGGCUGGUGGCUGCCCGGCCGCGCGGGGCUGAGGGCGGAGAUGGCCACCAAGCGCCUGGCCAGGCGGCUGGGGCUGGCGCGGAGCAGCGGGCGGGCGCGGAGCGGCGGGCGGCCGGCGGCGGGGCAGCGCUUCGGGUACCUGAUCGUCCUGGACUUCGAGGCCACCUGCUGGCGGGACGGGCGGCGGCGCGGGCCCGAGAUCGUCGAAUUCCCAGCAGUCCUGUUAAACACUUCGACGGGAGAGAUUGAAUCGGAAUUCCACACGUAUGUCCAGCCCCAGGAGCAUCCUAUUCUCUCUGAAUUUUGUACAGAACUAACGGGCAUAACACAGGAUCAAGUUGAUGAAGGGGUCCCUCUAAACAUUUGUCUAUCACAGUUCAUGAAAUGGGUUCAAAAGAUGCAAAAGGAGAAGAAAAUCAUAUUCACUACAGAUAUUCAAAGUAAUGCUACUCCAGAAGCAAAAGCAUGUACCUUUGUUACUUGGACAGAUUGGGACCUGGGUGUGUGCUUGCAGUAUGAGUGUAAAAGGAAGCAGCUACGAAAACCUGACAUUUUAAAUUCCUGGAUUGAUCUCAAAGCAACAUACAGGGCCUUCUAUAAUAGGAAGCCUAAAGGGCUAAGUGGUGCUUUGCAGGAUUUGGGCAUAGCUUUUGCAGGACGGGAACAUUCUGGGUUGGAUGAUUCUCGGAAUACUGCCCGUCUUGCUUGGAGGCUGAUUUGUGAUGGAUGUGUGCUGAAGGUUACUAAAUCUUUGGAUAAGGUACAUCCAAAGAACAAUUUAAUUUCCAGAACAUUGACUGUAAACUUCACUGACAAGACUCCACUGGGAAGUAACAGCAGACCUGAAACAUCUAGAGCUGGAACUUGUAAAACAAAUUCUCUGGCUGAGGAAAACCAGAAUGGUGUUGCUGGAAUUAAGAUAAAUUCUAAUGUACAAACUGAGGAACAACAGACCACUUGCACAGAUUCCUCUGCAGAUGUCCACGCUGUACCUAGUGGCAGCUCAAGGACUGAGUUAAAUGCUCAAUCCCGAAGCUCUUCAACCGUAUCUACUGGCAGAUUUGCUGUUCUUGAGCGGGCACAGCAAUCUCCCAAUGUUGCUACUGCAUCAGCAGGCAUUUGGCAAGGACUGAGCAAAGGGCAGCCUCUGAGCACAGCCAGAUAUAGCCCUCCAGGACAUGGAUCAGGACUAGUGCUCUUCUCAACUACCAUCUCCUCAGUUAAUAUCUCCAAUGAGGAUAUCAGUACCAGUUCUGAUUGCUUAUCUCUGCUGACUGACUGGGAGGAUGUCGCUUUAAUACCAGAAUCUCAGUAUGAACAAAAUUCGGACUGUGUUCAAUUCAAAGAUGACUCAAGUACAGAUAUUUUAACAGUGUUUGAAGAAAAAACAGCUUCAAAACAAUCAGCUGCAAUGAGUUCAGAUAAUCAAAGUUUGGAGAAAACUGUAGCACCCGUGGAACCUCUGAAAUCGAUUAUUUACAAAAGUCCUGAUACUACGAUCUAUAAUGUAGGAAUGGUACAAAAGCAGACUUCAGAUUUUUCAGCUUUUAAGUUACCAUCUGCAAAAGUAAAUGCUAUUCCAGCACAAUCUGCAUUAACUGGAAAUUAUUCUACUCCUUCGGAGGUUCCUAAAAGAAAGCCAACUAGUCCAAAAACAUUCCCACCAGCAAAAAAACAGUCCUUUGCUAUAUAUCAAGAGAAAACUGCAUCUUUUGAUCAUUCCUUACCUUUAAGAAGUUCAAAGUUGCCCCAAGUGCCUCCUGUCGUUCCGAACUCUGCAGUCAAUUCAAAUCGGUCUGUAACAGCUGUGAAAAAUGGAAAAGCAACUCCCCCUUUGUGUAAGUGCGGUCGAAGAGCUAAAAAACUGUAUGUGUCAAGUGCCGGUCCAAAUCAUGACAAAGCAUUUUUUUGUUGUCCUGUUGGCAAGCAUGAAGGUAGUAAGAAAGGCUGUGGAUACUUCAAGUGGGAAUAUGCAUUUCUGAAAGAGAAAUCUAAUGGUCUCGCCGUGAAUGCAGGUGCUUUGACCUCUCUUGGAACUGUUGCUAGUAAUUUAGGAACUUCUUCCAAUAAAAAAUAUUUGUGUCUUAGACCCUCUAUGAGAACUUGAAAAUUGAUAAUAUUUUGUCCCAAUCUUAAACUCAGUAAGUUGACCAAUCUUAAUACAAUCAGGACAGUCAAAUGAGGUCAGAUACAUGUUCUGAGAAUGGGACAAAAAUGACACUUGGUUAACAUGGAUACAAAUGGAAAUUGCUCAAGCAUGCAAAAGUAUGUAUGUCAUAAAGUAUGUUGUUAAUGAAGUGUGAGUGAACAGAUAAAACUACUAAGUGCUAAAAUUAAAGUAUGAGCAGCUGUUGCUACAAAACUUAAAUUUCCGCUUUAUCAUGUUAUUUUAAAUUCUUUACUAGUCCAGUCCUUAAAUAAUAUUUUAAUGACACAGAUUUUAUUUAAACUUUUUUUCUAAAUAUACUUGUAACGAUAACUAAAUUGUAAAAAUGUAUGUAGAAGUUGGCACACUUCUCAAAAGUGAUUCUUGAAGCAAUAGUGUUCUCUUAAACUCUGGGGGUUUUUAUCCUUUAAAUAACAAUAAAGAUAAAAUGCUGGUGA